Molecule: messenger RNA, 1703 nt
Organism: Folsomia candida
Lineage: Eukaryota; Metazoa; Arthropoda; Collembola; Entomobryomorpha; Isotomidae
Exons: 2
Coding region: 65-958 (297 amino acids)
Source: RefSeq, a predicted model, not a curated record
UCAACCUACAUCACUGACAAGAGCGACAAGGAAAUAAAUCCAAUAAAACAUACGUGUGUCCAAUAUGGAUAUCAAUAAUCCGGAUAACACUGCAAUUGACCUCUCUAUCAGGACAUCAGUGUCCCUUCCUACGACGCCACCUGACUAUGUCAAUACUUUGGUGAGGCCCAUACCAAGACUGCCCUGGACAAUCACCUGGUAUCAAAGUGCCUGGUACAACAAUUACAUGCACGGCAACUCGGCCGAUUUAUCAGAACGCUUUGGAGAACACGGGCGUCGUAACCAUCACCACCACCACCCGAUGGAGGAGGAAGAGGACGAAGAAGAAGAGGAAGACGCAACAUUUUCAAAAACAGGAGCACGAUCCGAACUAGAUAUUACAUCCGGUUUGCAAUGUGAGGAAUUUUCAUCAAAAUGCACAACGGUGCAGUGUCACGAAGGGUCUGGGAAGAAGGACAUUGAUUGCGUGGAGUUGGAGAAGAUGAAUCCAACCCUGUUGGCUGCAGUGUUUGACGUUGCUUGUUGUGAUGGACCAGUCGUCUUCGAAAAGGUGUCAAACCCUAAUUUCGCCCUAACAGUGAAACACAGCGGCAGUAGUGAAUCUACCACCAGUAAUAUCGGAGGAGGGGAAUGUCAAAACAAGAACAAACCCCUUGAACAACAACGUCGUCAACUUGCUCUCAAGACGUAUCUGUGCAUUUACUGCAACCAGAGUUUCAAAAGUUUAUUUUGCUAUCAAAAACACAAAAAGAGACACUUGAAUCCGGUCUCGGUAGACAUUACAGCUACUCAUACCAGUGCGCAAAAUAAUCGAGUUCAGGUUCACUCGGAGAACAAGUCAAUGACCAAGGAUCUUAAUGUGCAAUUCUUCCCUUGUAAAAAGUGUGGUUCCAAGUUUCCGAGCUAUUAUUUUGUGCAUAAGCAUAGGAAAGUGUGUCAUGCCUUUGAUACGACAUAGUAAAGUAGCCUAUCUGUCUAGUAGAUUUUGUAAAUAAAAUAUGAAAAUGAAUUUCUAUAGAGGAACAUUUCCUUGGGGUGGUCUUUGUUGUUUUAUAACAAUUCAAACAACUGUUAGCCAUGCAUGGAGUGAUGCGAAAAAAUGUUAUUUUUAGAAAAAAAUGUUAUUUUUAGAAAAAAAUGUUAAUAUUCUAAACUAUUGCACAGAACGAAAUAUGAUGUUAUGUCAUUUAAAUUAGUUUGUAUCAGAGUCAGGACUUUUAUGAUAACUAGCAAGGUCGUAUGAGUAAUGGGAGUGGCUUGUCCAACUUACUGUGUAUACAUGUAUGUUUAUGUCUCCAACCACCCUGAGCAUUGCAUGAGUACCAUGAGUACAAUAUGUAAUGCAAUCUACAACAGAUAAUUCAAAGCAAGGGCAAGGAUGCGUAUAGUUAAGUAAUAAAUUAAAUUAGAAAAACAUAAAAUAAACACAUCUUGUAUAUAUCAAAUCAGUCUCUUUAAGGGCACAAGCAAUUAGCACCAAUAGAUAUACAUGGCAUUAAGCAAGAAUGCUGGAAGGAACAGUGAGUUCAACAGUGUAACAAAGAAAAUAUAAAUAAAGCACUUUCACAAAAAAUUUAGGGUUAGACGCAGAUAGUGUUACUAGUUACAUAAGUUCUAGUGAGACCUGCUGUUAAUAUACAGGCUAAGCAGAGCUUUUGCAGCACAAAUCACGGAAGGUGAAAUAUUAGAUAAGUCGAAUGUAU